This is a messenger RNA of Symbiodinium sp. CCMP2456, 2264 nucleotides long. The record is from the annotation of a GenBank genome assembly. Lineage: Eukaryota; Dinophyceae; Suessiales; Symbiodiniaceae.
GAACCACAGGUGGGGUCCGGCAAAAGAGCCACAGGUCUUGUUUUCAGGGGUGGAUCUUGGACUGCUUGUGUUGGGUUCGGUCCAUGUUUGCUUCCAUUGCACGCGACGGAUGGGUCCAUCCAGCUCGCUCCCAGUCUGAGCCUCGCGCUGGUGCCCAGACUGCUUCCGGUGCUCUUCACCCUUCAGACGGUGAGCGCAUUGUCGCUGAAGUCAAGGGCCUUCUUGCGGGUGGCAAUAUCCCCACAUCUGUUGCGCUGAAAUGCUUUAAGUUCUUCAAGAAGCAUAAGGUUCCCACUCCUGUUUGCAUGAGGAAGAACGGAGCACUCCUGUCUCCACAGGAAUCUCACGAAGAGUGGUGCUUGAAGCUCAGAUCCCAAUGUUCAGGGCCUGAAGUUCAUGAUGCCAACAUUCUCACAAGAAUGCAACAUUCGGUGAGCUCUAUGAUCGGGCGAGCAUGGCAGAAACGCGGUCAGGGCUUACUAGAUACCGAUGUAUCUGAGCCGCAAAUCAGAGCAGGUUUGUCCACGUGGAAAGCCUCUACGGCCAUUACACCGGAUCUAAUUCCGCGUGCUGCAUUUGUUGCAGAUAGUGAGGAUUGGAUCAGUCUCAUAUGGCUGUUGUGCCAGCUGGCAGGCCCUGCUAGAUUUGCUUUGCGCCCGACGCUGUGGCGAUGGUCAAGCUUAGGUACUGCUUUCAAGAAAGGUCCAGCAACAGAAUUCUCCUCUUGGAGAUUACUAUUCGUUCGCUCGCAGAUGGGACUGUUGCAGGAGGGUGUCUUGGCCUUACGACUCAGGCCUGCAAUCUGGUCGCACUUGCUGGAAGGACAAUCCGGCUACAUCAGAAGCUCAGAAGAUCCAGUCCUUGCUUUAACCGAGCUGCGACAACUUGCGGUGGCUUCCCAGCACCGCUGUGUCUUUGUACUCAUGGGUGACUUUGAGAAGGCUUUUCCUUCAUGCUGGCGAAAUGACAUACUACACUUGGCUGCCGAGUGCCCUCUCCUUUCGGGUGGACCCCUCCUGUAUCCGCUGAUCCCAAACUCUCUGACUCGUGUGCUCCUUCAUGAGAAAUGCGGUGUUGCUCUGGAUGCUGCCCUUCCCAAAGAAUGGAAAGACCAUCAAUGGAGUGGACAAGGUGUGCCUCAGAUGUCUUUGGUUGCUAGGAUCCUUGAGGCAUUGCACACUGACGCGCAGCUACCCAGUAGCUCAGCUCUCCAAGCGUAUCCAGACCUGGAGGCCUCUGCCGCAAGAGCCUUGGAUUUGAGAGACCCUGGGCGCCUGGCCAUCCUGUUGCACGCCGACGACCCUGUUCUGCUGGCAUCGUCAUGGGGCGAACUUUGCCGUAUGAUACUCAUGAUUGAACGAUGGGCACCAGGCCAUGGAGCUCGUUUCCAUGUUUCUGAUGACAAGUCUGUGGUUUUUCGCUUAGGCGGGUCAGGACAGGUGCAGCCGAUUUUCUUCCGCCCUUCACCGUCUGCUCCUUCCACCUCUUUGUCUUUGUGCUCUGAUGCUCAUAGGUGGUUGGGCUGGCUUUGGACGGAGGCUAUCCCCUUACCUUUUGCUCUGAACAUUUUUGAAGGAAAGGUGGAUGCCUGCAUGAGGCCAGGUCGUUGGGUAUAUGCGGUGCUGGUCCCGGACGCAACAAGAAUCCUCGAUGACGCGUAUGAUCGCUGGGCAAAGAUCUUAUUAGGCGUUCCUGCUUGGUUGCCUGCCCAUGCAGUCGUCUGGGAACUUGGCUGGCCACUUUCCGGGAUGGCUCGUGCAGUAUUCGAUGUUGCUGUGAAGCGCACGCGAAUACAGUGCUGGCCAGCUGAUGACUUGUACCGCAGGGUGUUUGAGACAACCGCGCAAUCGACGGCAGCCUGCUGGAGCACGAGAAGUCUUCAAUUACUCCAUGACUGGGGUAUUGCCCAGUAUUCUGACGGUGACAUGAGCCUUGGAAUCCCAGAAUAUAAGCGGUAUGUAAAGCAGACGUUGGUUAAACCUCUUUCCGCUGGGGCACUUGCAGGGUUCUUUUUCCAGGGCGCGGGUGGUUUCGCGGUAGGAUUCGAAGAAGUUUUGGCCCUAGCACAAGAGAUCCAGAAGUUUGCUUUCAAGUACUGGCGAGAGCGCUCUCGUCCACUGAAGAACGGGGCCAGCUGCUUGCUUGCUUCCACCCAACAUCUGGAGGUUGUUACUUCCCACGGUGUGGGCCAGGGAAACCAUCAAACCAUCAAACUGAGGAUAUGUUACGUAAUAGAUAAGUACAUUCAUGGAAAAGUUAACUAG